CCUCCCUCCCCCUCUCCCUCUCCCUCUCCCCUCCUCCCUCCCCCUCCCCCUCCCCCUCUCCCUCUCCCUCUCCCUCUCCCCUCCUCCCUCCCCCUCCUCCUCUCCCUCUCCCUCUCCCUCUCCCUCUCCCCUCCUCCCUCCCCCUCUCCCUCUCCCUCUCCCCUCCUCCCUCCCCCUCCCCCUCCCCCUCCCCCGCCUCCUCCUCCUCCUUCUCCUCCUUCUCCUCCUCCUUCUCCUCCUCCUCCUCCUCUUUCUCCUUCUCCUCCUUCUCCUCCUCCUUCUCCUCCUCCUUCUCCUCCUCCUCCUCUUUCUCCUUCUCCUCCUUCUCCUCCUUCUCCUCCUCCUCCUCCUCUUUCUCCUUCUCCUCCUUCUCCUCCUCCUUCUCCUCCUCCUUCUCCUCCUCCUCCUCUUUCUCCUUCUCCUCCUUCUCCUCCUUCUCCUCCUCCUUCUCCUCCUCCUUCUCCUUCUCCUCCUCCUCCUCCUCCUCCUUCUCCUUCUCCUCCUUCUCCUCCUUCUCCUCCUCCUCCUUCUCCUUCUCCUCCUCCUUCUCCUCCUCCUCCUUCUCCUUCUCCUCCUUCUCCUUCUCCUCCUUCUCCUCCUCCUCCUUCUCCUUCUCCUCCUCCUUCUCCUCCUCCUCCUUCUCCCUCUCCUUCUCCUCCUCCUCCUCCUCCUUCUCCUUCUCCUCCUUCUCCUUCUCCUUCUCCUCCUCCUUCUCCUCCUCCUCCUUCUCCCUCUCCUUCUCCUCCUCCUCCUCCUUCUCCUUCUCCUCCUCCUCCUCCUUCUCCUCCUCCUCCUUCUCCUUCUCCUCCUCCUUCUCCUCCUUCUCCUCCUCCUCUUUCUCCUUCUUCUCCUUCUCCUCCUCCUUCCCCUUCUUCUCCUCCUCUUUCUCCUCCUCCUCCUUCUUCUCCUCCUCCUUCUCCUCCUUCUCCUCCUCCUCCUCCUUCUACUCCUCCUCUUUCUCCUUCUCCUUCUCCUCCUCCUUCUUCUCCUUCUUCUCCUCCUUCUCUUUCUCCUCCUCCUCCUCCUUCUCCUCCUCCUCUUUCUCCUUUGCCUCCUCCUCCUUCUCCUCCUCCUCCUCUUUCCCCUUCUCCUCCUUCUUCUCCUCCCCCUUCUCCUCCUCCUCCUCCUCCUUCUCCUCCUCCUCCUUCUCCUUCUCCUCCUUCUCCUCCUCCUCCUUCUCCUUCUCCUCCUCCUUCUCCUCCUCCUCCUUCUCCCUCUCCUUCUCCUCCUCCUCCUUCUCCUUCUCCUCCUUCUCCUCCUUCUCCUCCUCCUUCUCCUCCAUCUCCUCCUCCUCCUUCUACUCCUCCUCUUUCUCCUUCUCCUUCUCCUCCUCCUUCUUCUCCUUCUUCUCCUCCUUCUCUUUCUCCUCCUCCUCCUCCUUCUCCUCCUCCUCUUUCUCCUUUGCCUCCUCCUCCUUCUCCUCCUCCUCCUCUUUCCCCUUCUCCUCCUUCUCCUCCUCCUCCUUCUCCUCCUCCUCCUCUUUCCCCUUCUCCUCCUUCCCCUUCUCCUCCUCCUCUUUCUCCUUUGCCUCCUCCUCCUUCUCCUCCUCCUUCUCCUUCUCCUUCUCCUCCUCCUCCUUCCAUUUCUUCUUUUCCCUUUCUUUUUUUCUCUCUUCCUUUCUUUCUUUCCUUCCUUUCUUUUUUUUGUUUUCUUUUCUUUCUUUCUCCCUCUCUCUCCCUUCUGAUUUCCAUAUUCCCCAAUAAUUAGUAAGCACUCUUAUCUCCCAGGCAGGCAUCUCUGAUUGCAGACAAGGCACUGGGGGAGCAGUGCCGGCAAGGCUCACAGUCCCCGCUUUUUUGAGAACUCGUGUGCUUGUGAGCUAAAACGCCGGCCCCUGCUCCCCCACGUCAGCAGAUGGCCCCAAGAAAGACGAGUUUUAAUUUUUCAGUGCCAUCAAUAUAAUAAUCCUCACUAACGUAUGCAUAUGACAACUAAGUGUGCUCCUUGAGUGAUGGCCUGCACCGUU
Erinaceus europaeus (western European hedgehog) is the source of this 1966-nucleotide messenger RNA. RefSeq names its product basic proline-rich protein-like. The annotation marks the transcript as partial. The transcript is spliced from 2 exons. The record is from RefSeq and is a predicted model, not a curated record. Lineage: Eukaryota; Metazoa; Chordata; Mammalia; Eulipotyphla; Erinaceidae.